AUGUUUAAUAAGGACCCUCCGUACAAGCGGAAGGCAUUUGCAUCUCUGAACAAUCUACGAUUUAGAAGCAAAAAGCUCAGACAGCUCAGGCCCUCGGACAAUCUGCAGAAACAGCCCGCUACAAAGAUCGCCAUACCACGCAGCAUAGAUUUAGACACUAGGGAACAGCCUGCUCCAGAAAAGGAAGAUGAAGGAGUACAUUUGGCAGUGCGACGCGUGAAGCUGUUCAAAUCUGCGGCAAAGUCGCCCAGCACUGUGUCAGAGCACAUCUGGUUCAACUGCCAAAAUCGCCGUCUGACUAUCUACAGUCUGCAACACACGAACGAUGUGUAUGUAUCCGUGCCGUUUCCGGAUAUCAGGUUUGUGGAUAUAUGCUCCAAUCCAGACAGCUCAUAUCAUUUUGUCGUGACGCUCAGAUCAAGCAUCACAGGAACGCUUCGCAACGAGAGCGUACGGAUAGACAAAUUAUGGGUGUUCCUCAGUUUGAACGACGAGGAGCCCUACAACAAGCUCAUGCGAAAUUUUGAGGACCACCUGGUAUGCAACUAUCUCACCGCUUCGGACAUGAACAAUUACUAUUUGAAAAGCGAGUCAGAUCGAGAACCCAAAACUGGCAACCAUCAAACAAAGCUUCCUGAGACUCCUCCCGCAAACUUUUACGGACCAGCAAAAACGUUCACCUCUGAUUUGGAGCCAGGAAAUAUCCUCAACACAACUCGUACACGUUCAUUGCGUUUAUCACUGACAGAUAGUAUAGACGAUCCGUUGGAGUAUGAUGCCGAAAUUCAGGAUGAAGACAUCUCGCGCGACGAGCAGAUUGUGUUUGAUCCACCUCUGAAAUACAGGUUUGCGUCCAAAAAGUCUAUCAUCGUGUCUAACAAAGACUUCAACUCGCUAUACAACGGCAAUUGGGUGAAUGACUCGAUUGUGGAUUUUUUCCUACAGUACAAUUUGCAGCAGGCACGAGAAGCAGGCUCUCUGGGCAGCGCGCGAGUCGAGCUGUUCAACUCUUUUUUCUAUACCAAGUUGACGAUGUGCAGUUCCGAUAACGACUACUACUCAAACGUUAGAACGUGGUUCAAGUCAAAUGACAGUUUAUUUGAUAAUGAUUACAUUGUGAUUCCAAUAAUGACAGAUUUGCACUGGUUUUUUGUUGUCAUUACUAACCUACCACGUCUUCGCAGAUACAAUGAAACCAACGAGCCAGAGCCUAUGGAUGGGCUGUUGGUCAAUAAGAAAAAACCGUUAGCAAGCAUAUUUGUGCUAGACUCUCUCCAGAAAGCUCAUCCCAACAUCGCAGUUCCAAUAAAAAGUUUUCUAGUGGAGUAUGCCAGAGACAAAUACCAUUUAGAUAUCCCGAUAGGACAAAUUCGCAAGUACAGUUGCAACAUCCCGCAGCAAAAGAAUUUCAACGACUGUGGGUUGCAUGUUAUUUAUAAUUGCAAAAAAUUCUUUGACAGUCCGGAGGAGUUCAGGGCUAAGAUCCUCACAGAGCACCGCCGCAAAAAGUCCACUGCUUCACUUUCCACCAAGCUUUUCGAUGAGGGGGAGCGCAAAGUCAUUAGGAUGCAGCUACGCGAGGUUCUGCUCAAGCUACUCAAAGAGCAAGUCGAAGCCAAUGGUGGAGACAGCUCGGUCAUUGGUACCGAAACCUACGGAACACUACGAGCCAAAGGGAUCAGAGAACCUUCGGCAGGGGCCGAAGCGCAUAGUGCUGAUGAAGUCCCGGAUGAUGAGGUCAUGAUAGUGGAUGAAAUUUCCAAUGAAAUGGCUCCCGAGACAGAGCAGCAGUCUGCGUGCGUGGAGUCAUCUCAGCAACGAAACAUAUCUCUGUCGUCUGAGGACCCAGAAGCAGAGGCUAAAACCAAGUCACCGCAGUCCUCACCAGUCACCGAGAUUCACCACAAAGAGCUGGAUAAUUCGCCGAAACAAUCGAAAAAUGAAAAUGAUGUAACAUCCUGCACCCAGCCUGGCAACAAAUUACAGCAACAGAAGGUGUCGAUGAUUUUGGAGGAUAAUGGGUCUGUAAAGGAGGUGAUUGAGUUUUCUGAGGAUAAACGAAGAGGCGGAAAGGGAAAACGGAGAAGCCUGGACCAUCAGUCCGGGGUGACGAUUGAAGAGACCUCUGAGGAGCCAGUAACCAUUGGUAAAACCUCUGACCCUGAUGAGGACCGAGCUAUUUUUUUGUCUAAUCCUAAGGCCUCGAUCAAGUUUGCUGGAAGGACCUACCACACGCAAAGGGCACGAAAAGGGAAAUAG
Messenger RNA from Ogataea polymorpha, 2259 nucleotides. RefSeq lists its product as uncharacterized. Gene Ontology annotation, molecular function: cysteine-type peptidase activity. The coding region runs from base 1 to 2259 and encodes 752 amino acids. The transcript has a single exon. NCBI's taxonomy places the organism in Eukaryota, Fungi, Ascomycota, Pichiomycetes, Pichiales, Pichiaceae. Gene Ontology annotation, biological process: proteolysis. The record is from RefSeq and is a predicted model, not a curated record.